UUCAUAGUUAAAGACAUUUUGUCAUAAAUUUUUAUUCUUACAUUUAUCACUAAUAUUUUUAUAAUGUGGGAUACAUUUUUUUAUAUACUUGGCAUUUGUACAUUUGUGCAUUACUUAUAUAGCCAAUUAUGGUCGCCGAUUUUAAUUUGUCUUUCACAUCUUAAAGAUCUGCUAUUGCCAAUGCUCAAAAAAUCUUUGACAGAAAAGUAUGGGAAUUGGGCGGUUGUCACUGGAUCUACUGAUGGAAUGGGCAAAUCUUAUGCUAAACAUUUGGCUUUAAAAGGAUUUAAUAUAGUAUUGAUAUCCAGAAGUGAAGAAAAGCUGAAAGCAGUCAAAAAAGAAAUAGAAAGUGAAGCUGGAGUAGAAGUAAGGUAUAUAGUUGCUGAUUUUACUCAAAAUUUUGAAAUUUAUGAUAAAAUAGCAAAACAACUUGAAGAUAUACCAGUUGGAAUUUUAGCAAAUAAUGUUGGAUUGUCUCGAAGUACACCCGGUUCAUUUGAUGAACAUUCAGAAAAAUUGAUAUGGGACAUGAUUCUAGUUAAUGUGACGGCAACAAUGCUUAUGACAAAAAUUGUAUUACCUGGAAUGAAACAGCGUGGGAAAGGUGCUAUAGUUAAUAUCAGUUCAUUGUCCGUUUUUGCACCUCUUAUACAUAAUGCAGGAGUUUAUGCUGCGUGCAAGAAAUGUGUAUCAUCUGUGACGAAAGUAUUACAAUGGGAAUUAAUGGAGUAUAAAAAUAUUGAUGUUCAAUUAAUUGAACCCUCUUUUGUUGACACAAAUAUGGUUAGUUUUUCACAAGAUAUCAAAAAUCAUUCAUUAACAUGUAGUUCUGAUGAAUGGGCUAAGAGUGUCAUUGAUUUAUUAGGCAGAACUAAUACAACAAAAGGACAUUUUAAACAUGCUCUAACGUCGUUCAUUUUCUCUCCUAUGCCUGAAACUCUUCGAAUGUUAUUAAUUUAUUGGCAUGCCCAGUCAUUUGACUAUAAAAAAUCUUAGAAAAGUAAUUUUUAUGUAAAAGAUAAUUUUUUUUUGUUAAACAAAGUGCGAAAUAUAAAUGAUAUAUUGUUGGUAAGGAUA
Condylostylus longicornis is the source of this 1077-nucleotide messenger RNA. RefSeq names its product hydroxysteroid dehydrogenase-like protein 1. Gene Ontology annotation, cellular component: endoplasmic reticulum. The transcript has 5 exons. The record is from RefSeq and is a predicted model, not a curated record. Bases 64 to 996 code for a protein of 310 amino acids. Gene Ontology annotation, molecular function: oxidoreductase activity. NCBI's taxonomy places the organism in Eukaryota, Metazoa, Arthropoda, Insecta, Diptera, Dolichopodidae.